AAGGCAGAACCGAAACUGUUCUCCUAGCAGCUGACAACUAAAUUCCCACUUUGCGACCUUUGCAUGAAUUAGGAGAGGACUCCGAAGUCGCGGCACCAUGAUCCCCUUCCUCUGUGCCCUCUUCUGCUUUUUGCCAGCUAUUGCCACGCAGGAAUCUGUCCUUGAUACAGCACCGUCCUGCCCAACAGAGCUGUCUAUCAGAGGUGGCACCAUGUCACUCUCAGAUGGGUAUCGCCCAGGAAGCGUCCUCACCUAUUCCUGCCCAGCUGGCACCUAUGCAUAUCCAUCACGAAAGCGGAUCUGCCAGUCAGAUGGGAAGUGGACUCCCAUGCGUUUACCCAAUGGAGUCCGUACCAACAUAGCACAAUGCAAAGCCAUGCACUGCCCUCCACAGAAGUUUUUUGAACAUGGCUCUUUCAGCCCGCGACGGAACUACCACCCAAUUGGCGACGUCCUGAGCUUUGAGUGUUCGGAUGGAUACCAGCUUCUCGGUUCUGCUCAGAGGCACUGCCUGCCCAAUGGCCGCUGGAAUGGAACCUCCCCAGUUUGCGACGAUGGAGUGGGGCACUGCCGAAGUAUUGCUGUCCCCCCAGGGGCGAUCGCUUCCAGAGGGCGCAAUGGUCUUGGCGAUCGGGUUUCAUUCCAGUGCCAGAGUGGCCUGGACCUCAUAGGGUCCUCUCAACGCAUCUGUACUCUAGAGGGCGAAUGGUCAGGAGCCGAGCCAAGUUGUCGAGCCCCUUAUUCUUACGAUCGGGCCGAAGAUGUUAGAGCUGAAUUUGGAGCCUCGUUAACGUAUGUCCUGGGUGAGGUAUCGUCUUCUGGGCCUGAUCCUUCUGGAACAUCUGAAGCAGCUCCAGAUUUAGGACGAAGACUUAUUCUGUCCAAAGAUAGUUUCCUCUACAUCUACUUUCUUGUGGAUGCCUCUGACAGUGUUGGUGAAGACAACUUCAGCAUCUUUAAAGAGUGUCUAGACAUCAUCAUCACCAGGCUUGCCAGCUUUGAUGUUUUCAUCAAGAUCUCGGUCAUCUCUUAUGCCAGCCAGCCGAGGGUCAUUGUUUCCAUCUACGAUGAUACAGCUGAAGACCCAGAAGUGGUUCUUGAAAUGAUGAAGCAGAAUAUGAACUACAAAGACCAUGGCAAUGCGACAGGAACCAACAUCUGGGAAGCAAUACGUUCUGUCUACACUAUGAUGACCAAUGACCAGGCAGCUUCCGGAGAGCAAUGGUUCAAUGUCCGUCAUGCUAUCAUCCUGCUCACAGAUGGAAAAUCCAAUAUGGGAGCUCCUCCCAAACUUGCUGUACAGAGUAUAGAAGACUUUGUGAAUGUGAGAAAAAACCGGAACGAUUAUCUGGAUGUCUACGUGUUUGGGGUUGGAAGCAUUGAUGUGGACUGGCAUGCCAUGAAUGAGAUAGCAUCCAAGAAGCCAGGCGAAAGGCAUGCCUUCAAGCUGCAAAACUCUCAGGAACUCAAGAAAGCCUUUGAAGACAUUCUGGACCCCAGAGAUCUGGACGAUAUAUGUGGAUUGGCAAACUACUCUGACAAUGCCAGAUGGGAUCAGAAGAAUCCGUGGCAUGUGCUGCUCCAGAGCGACCUUCAGGUAGACUAUACUUGCCGAGGUGCCUUGAUUUCGAAGACAUGGGUUCUGACCUCCGCUCACUGCUUCAACAAGUUGAACCACACUGCCAGCUGGAUGCUUACUCUGGGAGGAGGAGAGAGCAAGCUAAAAAUAAAGAGACGGAUUGACCAUGAAUUGUACAAUGUUCGGGCUAAGAUGGAUCAGGGCAUCACGGAGUUCUAUGACUAUGACAUCUCCCUUCUUGAACUGGAGAAACCUGUGCAAUUUGGCGGGAGAAUCAGGCCAAUCUGCCUACCUUGUACUGAAGGUGCCAACAGAGCCCUGAAGAAGCGGCCGGGAACCACAACAUGCAAGGAUCAUGAGCUGGAGCUGCUGAGUUUUGAGAAGGUGCCUGCUCAGUUCCUUUCCUUAGACAACAAGAGGAUGAAUGUACAAAUCAAAACAAGGAUGAGUCGUCCCGCAUGCAUUUCCGGAGCUGCUCAAGAGGAUAUGAUAUAUUCAGAAGUGUCUGACGUCUCUGAAGUGGUGACAGACAGAUUCCUGUGCAGUGGACAAGACAAUCCUGUGGAGGCUGCCACUUGCAAAGGUGAAUCUGGAGGUUCACUGUUUGUGGAGAGGAAGGAAAGACAUUUUCAGGUGGGCGUGAUCAGCUGGGGAACAUAUGACCCAUGUAAAAGGAAGAAGAAAACACAGAACAAGGAGACGAUGCGAGAUCCCCCUCCGCACAAACAUAAACCUCGAGAUUUUUAUAUCAGUCUCUUUAGUGUGCAAGACUGGCUGCGACGACACCUGAGCGAUUCCCUGAAAUUCAUCCCUAUGCAAGAAGAAGGACCAGACAUGCUGCGGUUUGACCCACUUUUCUGCAUUCUCGUUUUCCUUCGGGCAAUUUAUACAGAAGCUAAUGAUGCCUCCUGUGACCCCAAAACAGCAGAAAUUAUAGGAGGCUCCUAUGCUCUGCUGCAAAAUGGCACAGUGUUACAGUAUUUCUGCCCGAAUGGAACAUACCCACACCCUACAGACAUACGGACUUGUGAGUAUAACGGGCGAUGGAGCCGCAUGACCAAUCAAUAUGGCAGGAACAUCGCAAAGGCCAAGUGCGAAGUCAUCCACUGCCACCGGCCUCUAGAGUUUGAAAAUGGCCAGUAUGAGCCCCGUCAGCCAUACUACAAUGUAACCCAGGAACUGAGGUUUGAGUGCUACCAGGGGUACACACUGCGGGGGUCCCAGAACCGCAUCUGCCUCCCCAAUGGGAAAUGGAGUGGAGAGACAACUAUAUGUGAUGAUGGAGCUGGUCAAUGCCCUAACCCUGGAAUCCCAAUUGGUGCCCUAAAAACUGGCACUGAAUACCGAGUAGAAUACCGAGUGGCCUACAGCUGUGACAGGGGACUCUCUCUCAUGGGAUCCAAAGUACGGACUUGCAAAGAGUCAGGAACCUGGAGUGGAUCAGAACCAGAGUGUCGAUCUGCAUUUUCCUAUGACACUCCAAAUGAAGUUGCUGCCAAGUUCAUAUCAUCCCUCACUGAGGUUGCGGAGUCUUCAGACCCUGAUAAAAGUACUGCUGUUACAGAGAAGCGUAAAAUUAAGAUUGAGGCAGGUGGCUCACUGAGUAUCUACAUCGUUCUUGAUGCCUCCCGAAGCAUUCAGAAAGACACCUUUAAGAAAGCAAAGGAUGCAGCGAUCAAAUUGAUUGAGAAGGUUUCCAGCUAUGACAUCUCCCCCAAGUAUGGCAUCAUCACCUUUGCCACGGAUGCAAAGCAGGUUGUGAGCACCAUCCACGAAAAGAGCAGUGACGCAGCUUGGGUGAUUGAGAAACUGGAAAACAUGGCACAAGGGGAACACAAGAAGAAGCCUGGAACCAACAUCUAUAAAGGCCUACUUUCUGUAUACACAAUGAUGAUCGAUCAACAAGAAGAUGAGAUCAGACGGAAAUUUAUGCCUCCUCCUGUUGCCAAUAAGACACGUCACGUUAUCCUGCUCCUAAGUGAUGGUGACUACAACAUGGGUGGUACCCCAGUUCCUGUUAUUGGAAAAAUAAAGGACUUCCUUAGAAUUGGUCGAGACAGACACAACCCUCGUGAGGACUACUUGGAUGUUUAUGUCUUUGGUGUUGGGAAGCUGGUCAACAUGGCCAACAUGAAUGACUUGGCAUCUCGGAAGCCUGGUGAGACACACAUCUUCAAACUCAAAGACUACAAUGAUGUACGGGAGGCCUUUGAAGCCAUGAUCGAUGAAAGUCAGGCUUUGUCCAUGUGUGGUUUGACUAAGGAGCACGACUCAGCAGAGCCCCAAGAGAAGUAUCCUUGGCAUGCCACUAUCAGAAUCUUGCGUCCCGGGACUGGAUUUGAGCUCUGUAAAGGAGCCAUUGUUUCCGAGUACUACAUCUUGACGGCAGCCCACUGCUUCACCAUUGAUGACACGGCGGAGCAGAUCACUGUUGUAAUUGGUAAAACUCACUUUGAUGUUGCUGCACUCGAUUCCCACCCGCAGUACACCAUUGGGAAGCUAAAACAUCUUGGAAUCUCUGAAUUCUAUGAUUAUGAUGUUGCCUUGCUGAAACUUGCCAAAAAAGUUGUGUUCUCUUCUAAAGCGAGGACAAUUUGCCUUCCAUGUACAGCAGGGGCCACCCGUGCUCUGAGGAAGACCACUGGAUUCACCUCCUGUAAGGAACAUGAGGAAGCUCUUCUACCUGUUGGGGAUAUCCCUUCCCGUUUCGUAUCUGAUUGUAGCUUCAAUGAUGGACGAGAGAAUGGCCUACAUCACUUAACUGUGAGGAUCAAAAAUGGAGAAAAGAAAAUGGCCUGUGAGGAAGAUGCCAAGAAAGCUGAGCACUACAAAAAUGUUACAGAUGUCUCCCAGGUGGUGACUGACCGUUUCCUCUGCACAGGGGGUACUGAUCCCCAGGUGGACCCCAACACCUGCAAAGGCGAUUCUGGUGGCCCCCUCAUCAUUGAGUACAGGAAUCGUUUCAUCCAGGUGGGUGUGAUCAGCUGGGGUGUAGUUGAUGUCUGCAAAGGUAGGAGGCUGCCUUCAUGCAACAAUAAAGAUAAUCCUGGGGCACUGACUCCUUCCUAUGCCAGGGAUUUUCAUAUCAACCUUUUCAAGGUCUUGCCCUGGCUCAAAGAAAAGCUGUCUCUGGAGAAUCUGGACUUCAUCUGAGUAGAUUUGCUCUUCCCACCACAAGUGGGGUGUAUAAUGUAAAUAGAACUAGUAUCUUGAAAUCCUGUAAUAUGAAUGCAAUGGUUAGCAAAUGUUGUGUAUUCAGUUUCAUUGUCCAAAAAGCAAACAAAACAGCUGUAAUACAUACUCUCAUCAGCUUAUCUUCAACUCUGUGAUAGGAGAUUUUAUAUCCUAUAAAGAGCCACGCAUAUUGCAUACAGUUAUGACUUGUCAUCUGGCACAGAACUUAGUAUCCUCAGGAUCUCAUCGCUCCCUCUCUUUCUUAGAAGUUUCUACAUUAUCUGAUUGCAUAAAUAAGUCUGGAAAAAAAUAAAACAUUAUUUAUUUGAA
This is a messenger RNA of Varanus komodoensis (Komodo dragon), 5083 nucleotides long. RefSeq lists its product as uncharacterized. Gene Ontology annotation, biological process: complement activation; proteolysis. Gene Ontology annotation, molecular function: serine-type endopeptidase activity. NCBI's taxonomy places the organism in Eukaryota, Metazoa, Chordata, Lepidosauria, Squamata, Varanidae. Bases 98 to 4732 code for a protein of 1544 amino acids. The record is from RefSeq and is a predicted model, not a curated record. Gene Ontology annotation, cellular component: extracellular region. The transcript is spliced from 36 exons.